Molecule: messenger RNA, 2378 nt
Organism: Sphaerodactylus townsendi
Lineage: Eukaryota; Metazoa; Chordata; Lepidosauria; Squamata; Sphaerodactylidae
Gene: KANSL2
Product: KAT8 regulatory NSL complex subunit 2
Exons: 10
Coding region: 325-1881 (518 amino acids)
Cellular component (GO): NSL complex
Source: RefSeq, a predicted model, not a curated record
UGUGUCCGCGAAGUGAGUCAAGGCACAGCGCAGUUAUGGCGACCCCAGUGAGGGGAUUUCAAGGAGGCAAGUGAGAAACAACGAUUGUUUGCCUUGCCUUCCUGUAGAGCGAGCCCUUGGUGUUCUCUUUUCGAGUUACCGACCCUGACUAGCUUCCGAGACCGGGCCGCUUUUCCUCCCCCAGCGUCCUGUGGGAAGGUUUAUCGGCCUCGAUAUUACACCCCCAAUUUGAGUGACGUGUCGUGCCGCCAAUCGUUUCCUCAGCCUCCUUAUGGCGUUCGUGAGGCUCUAGUGAAAACUUAGGGCGCGAGGGAAGGUGUCGGCAUGAACAGAAUUCGUAUCCACGUUUUGCCCUCUAGCCGGGGUCGAUUCACUCCGGUGCCAAGGCCUCAGGAGGCUUUGUUGUGUGCCUUUGCUCACCGCCAGUGCUCUCAGCCUCGCUUGGAAGGCCACGAAUUCUGUAUUAAGCACAUUCUUGAAGACAGGAAUGCCCCUUUCAAGCAGUGCAGUUACAUUUCUACUAAGAAUGGAAAGCGGUGCCCAAAUGCAGCUCCGAAGCCUGAGAAGAAAGAUGGUGUGUCAUUCUGCUCUGAGCAUGCUCACCGAAAUGCUCUGGCACUGCAAGCACAAAUGAAGAAGUCAAAUCCCAGCCCCGUACGAGAGUCUCUCCUUUGUCAACUGAGCUCCUAUGCUAAGACCGAACUGGGCUCCCAGACUUCAGAGAGCAACCGCAGUGAGGCAAGCAGGAUAUUAGAUGAGGACAGCUGGAGUGAUGGAGAGCAGGAACCUCUUACUGUGGAUCAGACAUGGAGAGGUGACCCUGACAGUGAAGCCGACAGCAUUGACAGUGACCAGGAAGACCCGCUUAAACAUGCUGGAGUGUACACUGCUGAGGAAGUGGCACUGAUCAUGAGAGAAAAACUGAUCCGGCUGCAGUCUCUGUAUAUCGACCAGUUCAAACGACUCCAGCACCUCCUGAAGGAGAAGAAACGCCGGUACUUGCACAGCCGCAAAGUGGAACAUGAAGCCAUAGGUAGCAGCCUUCUGACAGGCCCAGAGGGACUUCUAGCUAAAGAACGUGAAAACCUGAAACGCUUGAAAUACUUGAGGCGAUAUCGGCAGCGGUAUGGUGUAGAGGCUCUUCUGCACCGACAGCUGAAGGAGCGUAGAAUGCUGGCUACUGAGGGUGCAGCUCAGCAGGCACAUACCACCCGUUCCAGCCAGAGAUGUUUGGCUUUUGUGGAUGAUGUUCGGUGCUCCAACCAGUCUCUCCCAAUGACAAGACACUGCCUUACUCAUGUUUGCCAGGACACCAAUCAGCUACUUUUUAAGCUGUGUCAGGGGUCAGAAGAAGCACCCUGCGACAAGCCAAUGCCCAUAAACCUCUCUGAAGAUCCCUGCUGCCCACUCCAUCUCCCGCUACCACCACAGAUGUAUGUCCCUGAACAGGUAUUGUCUGUUCCCGAGGAGCUGGAAGCUGCUUCCGCGGAUCUGUACUUGAGCGCAGCUGAACUCCGGCCCACAGAGAGCUUACCGCUGGAGUUCAGUGAUGACUUGGAUGUUGUCGGAGAUGGCAUGCAGUGUCCCCCUUCCCCUCUGCUGUCUGAUGCUUCUGCUGCUGUUGAGAACCAGUUGAACAAAAAUGUUGCUGAGACCCCCAAACACACACACUUAAGAGAAGAGUCUUUUCAGCAAGGGCUGUUGAAUCAGAUAUCGUCACAACCAGUGAGAGGGAGCUUUCCCAGACAGACCACAUCUGUGCUAGAGUCCCCACCGGAACCACUCUCACAGCAUCUUGCGACAAGUGAAUCUGGACAGGAGGAAGGUGGAAAGGAAGAACCUGCAACCAAUGGGAAUUCAGAACUGUCCUCCUUCAGCUGAUAGAAAAUCAGAUGGAGACCCACCCAGAUGAUGAAGCAUCUGCUAUUUUUGGACUCCUCCUGGCUGUGCAUGUUCUUUCGUCUCCCUGUUCAGUCCUUCCAGAUUUAGUAAAAUGUGUCUCGGAGGGCCUUUUGGUCACUUUUGCAUUGUCACCCUUCAGGCCUUGUUCUGUUGUGUUUUCCUUUUAUGUUUUGUGUGUGUGUGUGUUUUCAAGUUAAUGUCUCUAAUAUAAUGAAUGCAAACUUAAUGUUUUUCAGUUCCUGGGUUAUUUGUACAUGCUGAAGGCAUGGCUUGUCCAUGCUUAAAAGAAAGGGCCUAGUAAAAGAAAUCUAGUGCCAAUCACUAGAUUGUAUAUUAGCCUAUUAAUAUUUCAUUGUGCUACAGCUGCACAGCUGUUUUUUAUUUUUCUUCUCUGGCACUGAAGUUUGUAAACAGACUGCAGCUUUAAAUUUGUAUACAAAUCACAUCUAGUAUAAAAAUUAAGAUAUUGGAUAACA